Bursaphelenchus okinawaensis is the source of this 4924-nucleotide messenger RNA. The record is from the annotation of a GenBank genome assembly. NCBI's taxonomy places the organism in Eukaryota, Metazoa, Nematoda, Chromadorea, Rhabditida, Aphelenchoididae.
AUGGGUUUGGUUGAUCCAGCCCUGAACGAUCAGGGAACGAUGGUGUUCACGGCGCCAGCUAAAACAAUAUUAUUCGGGGAACAUGCUGUGGUUUAUGGCAGGGUAAGUUGUGUUUUGACAUUGAAAGGCAUGGGCUUUCAUAUACUAUUUCCUACCCCUACCCCUACCCCUACCCCUACCCCUACCCCUACCCCUACCCCUACCCCUACCCCUACCCCUACCCCUACCCCUACCCCUACCCCUACCCCUACCCCUACCCCUACCCCUACCCCUACCCCUACCCCUACUCCCCUACCCCUACCCCUACCCCUACCCCUACCCCUACCCCUACCCCUACCCCUACCCCUACCCCUACCCCUACCCCUACCCCUACCCCUACCCCUACCCCCUACCCCUACCCCUACCCCUACCCCUACCCCCUACCCCUGCCCCUACCCCCUACCUCUACCCCUACCUCUACCCCCUACCCCCUACCCCUACCCCUACCCCUACCCCUACCCCCUACCCCCGACCCCUACCCCUACCCCCUACCCCUACCCCCUACCCCUACCCCUACCCCUACCCCUACCCCCUACCCCUACCCCCUACCCCUACCCCUACCCCUACCCCCUACCCCUACCCCUGCCCCUACCCCUACCCCUACCUCUACCCCCUACCCCUACCCCCUACCCCUACCCCUACCCCCUGCCCCUACCCCUACCCCUACCUCUACCCCUACCCCCUACCUCUACCCCUACCCUUACCUCUACCCUUACCUAUACCCCUACCCCUACCCCUACCCCUACUCCUACCCCUACCCCUACCCCUACCCCUACCCCCUACCCCUACCCCUACCCCUACCCCUACCCCUACCCCUACCCCUACCCUACCCCUACCCCCUACCCCCUACCCCUACCCCCUACCCCCUACCCCCUACCCCUACCCCCUACCCCUACCCCCUACCCCUACCCCCUACCCCUACCCCUACCCCUGCCCCUACCCCCCUACCCCCUACCCCUACCCCCUACCCCUACCCCUACCCCUACCCCCUACCCCUACCCCUACCCCUACCCCUACCCCUACCCCUGCCCCUACCCCUACCCCUACCUCUACCCCUACCCCUACCUCUACCCCUACCCCUUACCUCUACCCCUACCUAUACCCCUACCCCUACCCCUACCCCUACCCCUACCCCUACCCCUACCCCCUACUCCUACCCCUACCCCUACCCCUACCCCUACCCCUACUCCUACCCCUACCCCUACCCCUACCCCUACCCCUACCCCUACCCCUACCCCUACCCCUACCCCUACCCCUACCCCUACCCCUGCCCCUACCCCUACCUCUACCCCUACCCCUACCCCUACCCCCCUACCCCUACCCCUACCCCGACCCCUACCCCCUACCCCUACCCCUACCCCUACCCCUACCCCUACCCCUACCCCUACCCCUACCCCUACCCCUACCCCUACCCCUACCCCUACCCCUACCCCUACCCCUACCCCUACCCCCUGCCCCUACCCCUACCCCUACCUCUACCCCUACCCCUACCUCUACCCCUACCCUUACCUCUACCCUUACCUAUACCCCCUACCCCUACCCCUACCCCCUACCCCUACUCCUACCCCUACCCCUACCCCUACCCCUACCCCUACCCCCUACCCCUACCCCCUACCCCUACCCCUACCCCUACCCCUACCCCUACCCCUACCCCUACCCCUACCCCUACCCCUACCCCUACCCCUACCCCUACCCCUACCCCUACCCCUGCCCCUACCCCCUACCCCUACCCCUACCCUUACCCCUACCCCUACCCUUACCUAUACCCCUACCUCUACCCCUACCCUUACCUCUACCCUUACCUAUACCCCUACCCCUACCUACACCCUUAUCCCCCUAUUAAUAUUGAUUUCAAGCCUAACUGGACUAAUUUUAAAUUUUUCAGCUAGCCGUAGCCGGAGCAAUUGACCUAAGGACGAAAGUCGAGCUAAAAUACAGACAACCGGCUGCCACGAACGGGAUUGAUGAUCAAAUCGAAAUCACACUACCUGAUCUGAACUUUACUCGAUCCUUUCCACGAAGGAAGUUUCUAGAAGCCGCUGAGAAGUUAGGUAUGAUAAGAAAUGGCAGCAAAAAUUUUUUAAAAAUUUUUAAAUUUUAAAAUUUUUUUUUUUAAAUUUAAAAAAUUUUUUUUAAUUGGCUGAAAAACGUAUUUUACCCCAUUUCAGCCCAACAAUGUGCCGAAGAAAACGAGCCCGAAGACCUACCUCCAUCCCCAGAACUUGCCGUCCCCCUGGCCCAACAGCUUUGUGGCCCCAUUGUCAACGACCAAUCCACCGGUAAACACUCAACACACCCAGCACAGAUUGCCAUCUUGACAUUUUUAUAUUUGGCGUUGGGAGUUGCGGCCAAAAAACGGUAAAAACUUUGUUUACAGAGAACCAUUUGAGAAAAAAUUGGGUUUUUAGGGGGUUUUUGGGGGAAAAAAGCGCAGUAACUUUGUUUACAGGCAAAGAAAUUUUAUAAAUUUUUGUAUAGUGGUUUGGUAUACUGUAUUUAUGUAAAACAUUGGAAAAUGUUUUGAAAUUUUUCAGUGGUGUAUCAGAUAUGGCAUGGUUUUUGCGAUUUUCACGUCUUUUUUUGAAACAAACCGUAACAACUUUCUUUACAGAAUCCAAAAUGAUUUGAAAUUUUUUAGACAACGUUACUAUGGUAUUGUUGUUUAUAUACAACAAGAAAAACGUUAAUUUUAUAUUUAAAACGGCCAAAAAGUGAAUUUACAUCCAAGCGGAUUCGAAAUUUCCCCGAAUAAUCAAGCCCUUGCAUAACUCGCCAGGUCGGACGGGACCGCGCUUUCCGAAUCGGCGAAUACUAGGCUUAUGGGGCUUUUAAGAAAUGGCAAAAAGCCUAAAAUUUAAAAAUAAAAAAACGCAAAAACUUUCUUUCCAGAGACUUCCCAGUCUUUAAAAUCGUAGUUUCAUCAAAAGUGCCAGUUCGGGUAGGACUCGGGUCGUCAGGAGCGUACUGUGUAACCCUAGCCGCUUCAUUACUACGACUGGGCGGACUAAUCGACACACCAACAGUAGACGGUCAAACUGGUACCACUUGGUUGGAAAAUGACCUGCACACAAUCGAACAAUGGGCCACAGCGGCCGAAAGUCUGAUUCACGGCCGGUCUAGUGGAUUAGAUGCUUGUGUUUGCACGAGAGGUGGGCUACUGUAGUUUUUGAGUUGUAAAAUACGUAGACUCAAAUAAUGCUUCACCUAAAUUUGUUUUUUAAGUCAAAAAACGGAAAAAAUGUUAAAUUUUGACGAUUUUCAGCAAAUUUUUGAAGAAAAAACGCAAUAACUUUCUUUCCAAAAGUUCAAUUUUUACAAAAUUUUAAAAACAACAUUGUUAUAAUCUACUAAUCACGCUUUUGUAAAAACAUUUAAAGAUUUUUGUAAAAUACGACCAAAAAAUGUAUUCAUGUCUAAGCGGCUUCGAACUUUCCCUAAAUAAUCAAGCGCACCCUUGCUUAACUUGCCAGAUCGGACGGGAGCGCGCUUUCCGAAUCGGUCAAUAAGGAAAUAGGCUGAAAAUUGACGGAAAGUGACAGGACUUUGUUUACAGUAGGGUAAUAUGAUAUGAAGUUUUUUAAAAUUUUAUUUUUUAGUUUUUUGAUCGAAAUUUUUUUUUCAUUUUUUUUGGUCGAAAAAUUUAAUUUUUUUUUCCUUUUUUGGUCGUAAUUCGAAAUUUUAAAACUUUCUUAGACCAAAAAAAAUUUUAAAAGUCAAUUUUUUAAAAUUUUUUUUAUGUUUCAACCUAAAACAAUAUAAUUUACAGGUGGAAUCAUAACCUACCGACGCGGCGAAUACCCUCAACCCCUACAAAACACAGUCAAUCUUCGUAUGAUCAUAGUGAACACAAAAGUCGAGCGAAACACACUCCAAAUGGUGAGGACGGCUCAGGACCUGCUUGAGAAGUUCCCCACCGUUAUCAACCCGAUAUUCGACUCGAUCGAGGAGAUUUCCAAAGACGCGGUAAAGUUAUUGACCGGUCAGAAAGUGGGGAAGAGUUGUUCGAGUUCGCCAUUAAGUGUGAAGAAGGGGUCGGCCAAUGGGGACACGGCUUCGUUGAUGGAUGUGGCUUGUAAUGGAAACGGUACCAAUGGCACCAGUAACGGUGUGGUGGAGCAAUUGGCUAACGGAAUUGAUUCGUUGAAGGCUGGGUUUACUGAGCAUGGCUUUGAGAACUUACAGGUAUGUUAUUUUUUUAAAUUCCACAGGGCGCACGUUAAAAGCGACAUACGAUGAAACAUGUCCAGAUCAAUAUUUUUUAACAACCGUCGAAGUGUCAUGCUUCUAUGCUUAUUCUGAUGGGGUUUUAACAUUUUUACCAAUUUUUUUAUUAGGUGACAUAUUAUAUGAUGAAACAUGUUUUUGGAAAUUUUAAAAUUUUAUCAUCUUAUCAUUCAAAAAUGCAAAUUUCAGGAACUGUGCCGGAUUAACAAUCACUUAUUGAAUGCCCUUGGAGUAGGCCAUGCCAAGAUUACACAAAUCAGCUCAUUACUAGCACGAUAUGGCAUUCAUACCAAGCUUUCUGGUGCUGGCGGUGGAGGCACUGUUUUUGCUUUUAUUACCAAAGGUGGGUUCUUACUGUAAUUUUUUAGCCAAAAGUAGUGUUCUUAGGCUCUAGUCUUUCAUUUUUUGACUGGUUUUUUAAAUUGCAAGAACCUUAUUUACAAAAAAAAUUUGAAAUUUUUAAAAUUUUUUGAAAAUUUUGUACCUCAGGGCUAGAAAAGAAAAAAAUUAGUUCCUUAGGGUCAGAAAAGCCUUAUAAUGCCAACUUUUUUCAGACGCCUCUCCCACCCUAUUGGAAAUGAUCGAAAACGAGCUCAGGAAACAGGGCUUCGACCUGUGGCAGCCGGACCUCGGCGGCGUCGGCGUCCAACAACAGUCCUAA